AUGCCGUUGUCGCACCUUAAGUCGGAAGAGGAAGUAGACAGUUUCCUUAAGGACUGCAAGCAACUUACGCUUCUAUACUUGUUUGCUCCAUGGGCUGCUGAAUGUCAGCAGAUAACUGAGGUAUUUCAAACUCUUGCUGAGGAUUGUGAAAAUAGGAGCGUAAAUGCGGAGGAAGUGCAAGACUUCUGCAAGAAAAAUGAAGUAUCUUCUGUUCCUGUGGUUCUAUUUUUCAAGGAUGGUGAAUCAGUGGCUCGCGUUCAAGGUGCGAAAGCUGCUGAUCUAACUAAAACAGUUGCGUCUCUACGUGAUAAACACGAUGACCAAGAGAGUUUGAAUGCUCGACUCAAAGCUCUGAUUAACAAGGCGCCUAUUAUGCUAUUCAUGAAAGGCACUCCUGAAGAGGCGCGCUGUGGAUUUAGUCGAAGAAUGCUUGAAAUCCUCCAUAAACACAACGUUAAAUUCGACUCGUUCAAUGUUCUCAGUGAUGAAACUGUUCGAGAAGGACUUAAAAUCUACUCCGAUUGGCCUACGUAUCCACAACUGUACGCUAACGGUGAAUUAAUAGGAGGUGUGGAUAUUGUUACCCAACUGGCCGAAAGCAAUGAGUUGCUUUCUGCCCUUGGCCUCCAAUAG
Echinococcus granulosus is the source of this 633-nucleotide messenger RNA. Its product is annotated as Glutaredoxin 3. The record is from RefSeq and is a predicted model, not a curated record. The transcript has 5 exons. NCBI's taxonomy places the organism in Eukaryota, Metazoa, Platyhelminthes, Cestoda, Cyclophyllidea, Taeniidae. The coding region runs from base 1 to 633 and encodes 210 amino acids.